GGAGAAGGAAAAGGAAAAGCAAGAGCAAGCAAGCAAGCAAGCUAGAUGGGACCAUAGCUCCACAGAACAGGAGGAGGGGGAGCAGCAGCAGCAGCAGCAGCAGCGGUACUGUUGUGAUGGUCUCCGCUUCUGUGUGGGUCAUGUCGGCAGCUGCCACUUUAGGAUUGCCCUGUGUUGCUUUACUCCUUGUCGCCGUGCUGCCCCCUGAGGCCGCGGAUACAUCAUGCUGCUAUCAAGCGAACGAACUUACGUGCCGUGAAACUUGUGAGCAGAUUUUGUCAUCAAAAAGUGAAUCACAUCAAAAACAUUUAUUGCAGAGGGCUCCAGAUUAUUGUCCAUCAUCAAUGACUGAAUUUUGGAACUGUAUGAAUUCUUCACUACCAGGUGCCUCUAAGAAGUCAGAUGGUUGGGUUGGCCUUGGAUGCUGUGAACUGGGAAUUGCCGCAGAGUGCCGACGUACCUGCAAACAGGCAUCUUACACAAAUGACAUUUUAAAACACUGCAGGAAAGAAUAUGAGAAUGCGCUAAUUAGCUGUGUUACUAGGAAUGAAAUGGGUUCUGUCUGCUGUAGUUAUGCUGGGCGGCACACCAACUGUCGUGAAUACUGUCAAGCAAUAUUUCGAACUGAUUCAUCUCCAGGCCCAUCACAGAUAAAAGCUGUGGAAAAUUACUGUGCAUCUAUCAGUCCUCAGUUGCUGGAGUGCGUAAAUAAUUAUACACAGUCAUAUCCAGUGAGAAAUGCAAGUGACAGUGUACACUGCUGUGACAGGGCUGAAGAAAAAGUUUGCCAAAAAGCUUGCAAACUAAUUCUCCUUUCAAACAAAUCAGAACAUGAUAUUGUCGAAGACCUAAUUAGAGAGUGUAAAAAAUCUCCUCUUCCUCAAGAUCCACUCUGGCAGUGUUUCCUAGAGAGUUCUAGGUCAGUCCAAAAUGGGGUCACUGUUGCUCAUCAACCUUCUACAGGACUUGAUGGUGCAAAACUUCACUGCUGCUCAAAAGCAAACUCCUCAUUGUGUAGGGAUUUGUGUACAAAACUUUACAACACAAGCUGGGGAAGCACACAGAUCUGGCAAGAGUUUGAUCUUUCAUGUGAAUACAAUCCUAUGGAGACUCAAAUGUUAACAUGCCUAGCAGAUGUGCGAGAACCCUGUCAGCUGGGAUGCCGUAAUCUGACAUAUUGUACCAAUUUUAACAACCGGCCAACUGAAUUAUUUCGAAGUUGUAAUGCUCAAUCAGACCAAGGAGCAAUGAAUGAUAUGAAGCUAUGGGAGAAAGGAAGCAUUAAGAUGCCUUUCAUGAAUAUUCCUGUUCUAGAUAUUAGGAAAUGUAAUCCAGAAAUGUGGAAGGCAAUUGCUUGCUCACUUCAGAUUAAGCCGUGUCAUAGUAAAUCUAGAGGAAGCAUCAUCUGCAAAACAGAUUGUGUUGAGAUACUGAGAAAGUGCGGUGACCACAGUAAAUUCCCAGAAAGUGACACUGCAGAAAGCAUAUGUGAACGACUGUCUUCUACUCAUGACAUUGACGACUGUAUUCCACUGGACACUUAUCUCCGAUCGAGUCCAUUGGACAAUGUUACUGAGUAUGUUACUCAUCCAUGCAACCCAAAUCCGUGUCCUGCUAAUCAUUUGUGUGAAGUUAACAGAAAAGGAUGUCUUCUUGGAGAACCGUGUCUUCCAUAUGUCUGUACUAAAGGUUGCAAGUUGGGAGAAGCAUCUGACUUUCUUGUACGGCAAGGAGAUCUUAUUCAAGUACCAUCAGGGAAAUCUGGCUGCUAUAAGAUCUGUUCUUGUAGACAAAGUGGUACAUUGGAAUCCUGCAUGGAAAUGAAUUGUGUUGAUCCAAUAUCAUGCAAUGUUGGUGGGCAAUAUAAAAAUCAUGGAGCAUCUUUCAAAGUUGCCUGCAAUAGCUGUUCAUGUGUUGCUGGUAAAGUACAAUGCUCUAAACGUCAGUGUAUAAAUGAACUUGGCUCUGACGGUGAUCGAAGUAUGUUUACUGGAUUGCCCUGCAAUUGUGCAGAUAAGUAUGUUCCGGUGUGUGGAAACAAUGGACGCACAUAUCCGAGUGCAUGUAUAGCACGAUGUGUUGGAUUGUUGGACCACCAGUUUGAGUUUGGGGAGUGCUUUUCAAAAGACCCCUGUAAUCGAGACCCGUGUCACAGAAAUCAAAAAUGUAUUCCAAAAAGACAAGUUUGCCUCACCAGCUUUGAAAAGUUCCAGUGCCCCCAGUAUGAAUGCAUCCCGAGACAGUUAAAAUGUGAGCAUAAGAGAGAACCUGUGUGCGACAAUGACAAUGCAGAACACCCUAAUAUUUGCACUCUAUAUCAGAGGGGAAAACAACUGUCCUAUAAAGGCUCAUGUCAACCCUUCUGCAAGCCUAUGGAUCCAGUCUGUGGACACAAUGGGGAAACAUAUACUAAUGUAUGCAGUGCUUAUUCCGACCGUGUUGCUGUGGAUUAUUAUGGCAGAUGUCAAGAUGUUGGGAUAUUCUCAGAACACAGUUUUCAUUCACAUUGUGCCUCCAUUAAGUGCCCUAACAAGCCUAAAGUGGGCUGUAAAGCAUUCAUACCUCCUGGUGCAUGUUGUCCUUUAUGUGCUGGAGUUCUAAGGAUCUUAUAUGAUAAAGAAAAGAUAGACAAAUUUGCUGAGGCAACAAAGGAAUGGCCUAUAAGUAUCUUCGACAUACUUCAGAAAAUAAGACUUCACAUAUCUGUACCCCAGUGUGAUGUAUUUGGGUACCUCAGUGUGGAAUCAGAGAUAAUUGUCCUUGUCGUUCCAGUUGACAAUCAAACAAAAUCAAUACAGAUUGAUGCAUGUAAUAAAGAAGCAGAGAAGAUAAAUUCACUUAUAAAUUCUGACAGCCCGACUCUUGCAUCCCAGGUGCCAUUAUCAGCUCUUAUCACAUCUGAGGUUCAAAUAUCACCAACGCUUCAUUCCAACUGUAACAAAAUAAUAUGCAAUCUGUAUUAUUUAUGUAUAUAUAUAUAUAUAUAUCCUGUUUACUUUGCUCUGUGCAUUCUGCAGUAUGUAAUAUGCUAUAAUAAAAAAAAAAAUGUAUAGUGUAAAAAAUGUAUAUUACUAGAUUACGUUUUAAAGAGGAUGUCAGAAGGUUUAAAAAACUGGCAGCAACAAAUGUUACAAAAAAAACUCUGUACUUACUGUUAAGGUCCCUUUACGCGGGACAAUUUAGCAAACAAUUGUCGGAAAGGAAGCAUUCCUUCCUGCAAGCGCCUGCUUGUCAGUGAAGGGGACCGCCACAUUUACAUGC
This is a messenger RNA of Bufo bufo (common toad), 3261 nucleotides long. It is a transcript of the gene RECK, whose product is annotated as reversion inducing cysteine rich protein with kazal motifs. NCBI's taxonomy places the organism in Eukaryota, Metazoa, Chordata, Amphibia, Anura, Bufonidae. The transcript is spliced from 21 exons. Gene Ontology annotation, cellular component: plasma membrane. Gene Ontology annotation, biological process: sprouting angiogenesis; extracellular matrix organization; blood vessel maturation. Bases 117 to 3053 code for a protein of 978 amino acids. Gene Ontology annotation, molecular function: metalloendopeptidase inhibitor activity; protein binding. The record is from RefSeq and is a predicted model, not a curated record.